AUUUUCUUUGCGUUCAAAAGAUUGUUUACAAAUGGCAGACAUAGGAACCUGGAAAUAACUUGCAGGACAUAUUUUAAGACAAAUAAAAAUGAGUAAAAGGCAGCCACCAUCAAAAUCAGCAGCAUCCAACAAGGCAGGUGGGACAGGCGGUGUUGCUGGAAAAUCAGUUGUUCCACGAGGCGGCCGGGCAGUGGUUCCCAGAAACAUGCCUGCCCCAAUACCCAUGACCAAGAAGGAUGGAAUGCUGGUCCCUGAAGGUUAUACAAUGCGAAAGAUUGAACCUGCAAAAAAUUAUGAUGUGGAAUCAUUUGCUCGUGCCAUGAACCCAGAUUUUGCCCCAAGACUUAAAAAGCUGUUCGACCAAGAAACAGAAGCAGCAGUCAAAUCACAGCAGACAGGCAUAUACAUUGGCUGGAGACUGCCAGAGUUCAAACACGACUGUCAGCGGGUUAAUGACAUGUCCAAGUGCUUCUGUGGCCAUCUCCUGGGAGAACAUGCACAGUACACAGGAAAGAGUGUGAGGGUGCCAUGUGUUCAGGGUGGAUGCAAGUGUAAGGGAUUUGCAUGGGUGCCUUCCCGGGCGGAGGAUGUGGGGGAGUUCUGGUUGCAGCGACGUCGGGACUUUGACCCAAGCACAUGGAGGGCAAAGUGUCGUUGCAAACACACGCAUGAGGAGCAUGAGGCUGCUGGCUCGAGAAGAUGCAAGAAAAAUUGUGGUUGUGGGCACUUCAACUCCAAUUUCCUGUGUGCGGCCUGUGACAAACAUUGGGAAGACCACGAAACAUUCUUCGAGACGGAAGAUGACAGAGUGGUCAAGGGCUUGCCUGUUGGCGAAAUGUACCUGCCAUUUGCGGAGAUGCCGCACUUACGGAACAUCGCGUUGACGGGUGAUGAGGAUGAUGACUCUCGUUACCUGGCCCUGGUCCAGGGAGAGGGCUCCAUCCCCAGACGCAAACAGAUAGAGGCUGGCAACCACCAACCCUUCCCACAACAGGGGGCCUCAAAAUCAGGAUUCAAGCCAGUUUAUGACUGAACAUCACCAAAGUUGUUACGUUGCCUUGGCUUUCAUUGAUCCUAUAGCACAGCUACAUUUUAGGGAGCAGUAAAUAUUGAUAAUCACACCUUAUAUUAAGUCACAAAUAUGUAAUAGGUAGAUUACACAAUCAUUUACUUGUGCUUUAUUCAAAUUGCUUUUAUCUUAUCUAGGGAAAAAAAUAAGGGCUUAUCAUAAGUUCAUUUUUCUUUUUUGCACAUUUUGUUUGAAAUGUAUGCGGCCAUGUAAGUUGUAUAACAGACACAUACAGACCCAAUUCCAAACAUGUUGGUGACAUGGACUGAUUAGUUUUUUGUGUUCAAGGUUUUCCUUUGCAAUGAGCCUGUCCACAAUGACUGUUCAUAGUUUAUGCUGAAUUGUUGAUCUCAAUUUAAACCACUUUCUUUUAAAAAAAACAACCCCUGUUCAUAAUGGUAUUGAUUAUAUAACAUUCUUGAUAUAAGGCUAUUAACAUCUUUUUUCAAGUAAUCAAGGGUUAUCGAUGGUUAUUUACUAUGUCGUACAGCUGUAUUUUAAUUCUGUGAUAAAUUUGUUAUAUAUGUUUUUAGAAUUUAUAUACAGAUGUAUUUCAAUACUGUGAUAAUUUGAGACUUUUACAUUUUCAUUUAUUGUGCCUGUGUAUAUCUAUUUGUUGUUAUGCUUUGUUGAGCUGUUACCUGCAUAUUCAUUGACAUCAGUAAAUGCAAAUAAAACUCCAUCCCAGUUAUUUAUUACCCAUCAAAUAGUUUGUUCUUUCUCAACCAAUACUGUAUUUUAGGACACUUAUUUUACACAUUUGUAAUCAUUGUACAAUGCCCUUUUUUAAAUGAUAUCGAACUUGUAUGGGGUCACCAGGCAUUGUACAUAACUUCUGCAUCGAAUACCUUGUUAAGCAUUUUAAGUAAAUAAGUUUAUUGUUUGAAUGGAAGGUGAUUUUUAAGAUAAUUGCAUUUUGGUGAAAACUAAACAUGUUGCUCUCUGUUAUAAUCUGAAUUUUGUUUUAAUGGCCUGUUAAAAAAAUGUUUCACUUUAUUAAAUUUUAUAAUUUUGUUACCAGUGAUGUACUGUAGAGUUUAAGCCAGGUUUUCAAGAGUACAGAGUGCUUGAGAUUAUGGAUAGGGUGCUUGAGAUUAUGAACAGG
Molecule: messenger RNA, 2174 nt
Organism: Mya arenaria
Lineage: Eukaryota; Metazoa; Mollusca; Bivalvia; Myida; Myidae
Product: protein FAM221B-like
Exons: 8
Coding region: 89-1033 (314 amino acids)
Source: RefSeq, a predicted model, not a curated record